Messenger RNA from Lycium ferocissimum, 1315 nucleotides. Its product is annotated as E3 ubiquitin-protein ligase RSL1-like. Gene Ontology annotation, molecular function: zinc ion binding; ubiquitin protein ligase activity; ubiquitin conjugating enzyme binding. Gene Ontology annotation, biological process: protein polyubiquitination; positive regulation of proteasomal ubiquitin-dependent protein catabolic process; ubiquitin-dependent protein catabolic process. The transcript has 3 exons. NCBI's taxonomy places the organism in Eukaryota, Viridiplantae, Streptophyta, Magnoliopsida, Solanales, Solanaceae. The coding region runs from base 197 to 1105 and encodes 302 amino acids. The record is from RefSeq and is a predicted model, not a curated record. Gene Ontology annotation, cellular component: cytoplasm; ubiquitin ligase complex.
CUUUUCGAAUCCCUAAAAAAACCCAUUGUCUUCUUCGUCACGAUUUUUCUUUCUAAGAACCUUCCUUUGCCUCUGAAUAGUAAGAGUCACAAACUCACAAUAACCCCCUUAAGUUCUAUAACUCUUCAGCUCUAUCAAUAUAUAUACACACAUAUCCAUUUUCCUUCGUGCUGCUUUAUGCAACAAAAACUAAGCAAUGGAAGUAGCAAGUUCAUCUUCAGCCAUAAAAAUAAUAGAUAUUACCGACGAUAACGAUGAUAACGACGACGUUUUGAUAUUAUAUGCAACACCAAGAGCUUCGAAGAACAAAGGAAAAAUGUUUACUGAUAUUAUAUCAGUAGAAGAAUACUUGUGUUCAAAACCUAGCUCUAGUGGAACAAAAAAGGUAAUCAUUGAUCUUAUAGAUGACGACCAAGACGAUGAAAUUCAAUUUUUAGGUACCCAAUUUGGUAGUUUUACGUGUGAUAUUUGUGUUGAUGAAAAAUCUACUAGUGAAAUAUUCAAGAUUAUGGGUUGUACACAUUCUUAUUGCAAAGACUGCAUGGCUAAGUACGUAGGUUCGAAAAUUCAAGAAAACAUUUCUCGAAUAUCGUGUCCGGUUUUAGGGUGUAACGGGCAAUUAGAACCACAUAUUUGUCGUUCGAUUUUGCCUAAACAAGUGUUUGAUAGAUGGGGUGAUGUGUUAUGUGAGGCAAUGAUAUUAGGUUGUGAGAAAUUUUAUUGUCCGUUUAAAGACUGUUCUGCCCUUUUAAUUGAUGAAAAUAGUAGUAGUAGCGGUGGUGGCGAUUUUGUUGUGACUCAAAGUGAAUGUCCCGAAUGUAGAAGGUUGUUUUGUGCAAAGUGUGAAGUUGCUUGGCAUUCGGGUAUUUUGUGUGAAGAAUUUCAGAAGUUGAAUAAAGAUGAGAGGGAAAAAGAGGAUUUACAGCUUAUGCAACUUGCUAAAGGGCAAGAAUGGCAGAGGUGUCCGAGGUGUCGGAUAUACGUUGCGAGGUCUUCUGGUUGCGCUCAAAUGCGAUGCAGGUGUGGAUGCUACUUCUGUUAUAAAUGUGGAGCUGAGUCGACUAAUCACCACUGCAAACGCUGUGGUGUACUGAACGGAUUGUAGAUAUCACCAGGGGUGCAAAAACUGCAAAUGCGUGAUUUCUUCUUCUGAUUUUGCUUUGACGACCUCGUUGAUGGAGUGGUUAGGUGUGGAUAUAGAUAUUCAGAUUUGCGGCUUAGGAGAUUAUAGUUGGAGAAGUAGCUGAAAUAUGAACAUAGAUAUAACUGUCUUCUAACUAUUUGAUUCUUAAGUUCUGCUGAUUUAAGUACCUUU